AUGGCCUCGCAGACAGAGGCCGUGACCACUGCCCAUGAGCACUCCGGUGCUCGGGGAAUCGGCAUCACCGAGAACGAACCCGACGCCUCGGCGUCUGCUCCUGCGCCCGCCGCGCAGAUUGGCAAGAAACGUCAUAGCAAGUACCGCCAUGUCGCAGCUUACCAUGCACAGCUGCGACACUCGAGUCUCAGUCGCGAUGCGGAGGUGACGCCCAGCUUUCUUGGAUUCAGGAAUCUGAUGGUUCUGGUGCUUGUCGCCAUGAAUCUUCGAUUGAUCAUUGAAAAUUUUAUGAAAUACGGCGUGCUGAUCUGCAUCAAAUGCCAUGACUAUCGCAAGCAGGACCUUGUGCUGGGAUCGAUCCUGUUUGCCCUGGUACCAUGCCACCUUUUCCUGGCCUAUGCGAUCGAGCUCUCUGCAGCAGGUGCCGCAAAGCAGACCGUUGGCCACCAGAAGAAGACUGCCGAAGAGAAGGAGCGUGAUCAGCAGGUCUUCCGCUCUACCUGGCGCUAUACGGCUCUGCUGCACACCUUGAACGCGACCAUAUGCCUAGCUCUCACCAGCUUCGUAGUAUACUUUUAUAUCCACCACCCGGGCAUUGGAACACUUUGUCAACUACACGCCAUUAUCGUGUGGCUCAAGAACUGCUCCUACGCCUUCACCAACCGUGAUCUCCGCCUCGCCUUCCUCAAUCCCUCUGCUGACCCCGGUCUGCCCGAAAUCUACGCGACAUGCCCUUACCCCCGGAACGUGACCCUCAGGAACCUGGCGUAUUUCUGGAUGGCUCCAACACUAGUCUACCAACCGGUCUACCCCCGUACCGCGUCAAUCCGCUGGUCCUUUGUCGCAAAGCGAUUGGCGGAAUUCGUCGGACUAGCAGUAUUCAUUUGGCUUCUCUCAGCACAAUAUGCCGCCCCCGUACUGCGCAACUCUAUUGACAAAAUCGCCGUCAUGGAUAUUGCGUCUAUCCUGGAGCGCGUCAUGAAACUCUCCACCAUCUCGCUGAUCAUCUGGCUGGCUGGAUUCUUCGCCCUCUUCCAGGCUCUGCUGAAUGCCCUGGCGGAAGUGAUGCAGUUCGGAGACCGUGAGUUUUACACCGAUUGGUGGAAUAGCUCUAGUCUGGGAGUGUACUGGCGGUCGUGGAACCGGCCAGUCUACCUGUUCAUGAAGCGACAUGUGUACUCGCCGCUCGUCGGUCGAGGCUGGAGUCCUCUUGCUGCGAGUGGGAUGGUGUUUUCACUGUCUGCCAUUCUGCACGAAAUGCUGGUGGGCAUUCCCACCCAUAACUUUAUUGGGGUUGCUUUCUUCGGCAUGAUGUUCCAAUUGCCCCUCAUCGCUCUGACGGCACCGCUGGAGAAGAUGCGUGGCCCUCAGGGCAGGACGAUCGGCAAUUGCAUCUUCUGGGCCAAGUACGGGAGUGUUAGUCGAAUGUGA
Penicillium daleae is the source of this 1431-nucleotide messenger RNA. Its product is annotated as putative diacylglycerol O-acyltransferase (DgaT). The coding region runs from base 1 to 1431 and encodes 476 amino acids. Gene Ontology annotation, biological process: triglyceride biosynthetic process. NCBI's taxonomy places the organism in Eukaryota, Fungi, Ascomycota, Eurotiomycetes, Eurotiales, Aspergillaceae. Gene Ontology annotation, cellular component: endoplasmic reticulum membrane. The record is from RefSeq and is a predicted model, not a curated record. Gene Ontology annotation, molecular function: diacylglycerol O-acyltransferase activity. The transcript is spliced from 5 exons.